CAGUGUUGUUAUUGUUCUUGCUAAGAAGUAAACAAAAGGCGACGAAUGUUUGUUUUUUCCUUAUAGAAGCCAAUGGAGGAUAGGAAAUCCGGGGAAAUGGCAAGGAGAAGAAACAGGAACAGGAGCAAGCAGCGCAGACGAAGGCAUAAAAGUGAGGGAAAACCAAAGCCACAGACAUCUCGAGAUCAGUGGACCAGUGUGUCUCAAAUAUACCAAAGCCUUUUUGAAUGGCACCACAAUCAUGUCAGGAGCCUCUGCCCUGAAGUUAAUCCAAAUCUGGAUCAGGACUUGGAGGAUAUUCCCAAGGAAGCAGGAACAACGCACUGCCUUGACUACGUCUACGAGAGUUCCUCCGAGGAAGAGGAGCUCGAACCCAUUGACGAAGGGUAUCUGAAAUUCCUGGAGGUGACCAUUAAGCAUCAGCAGGAACUCAGGGAUCGACGAGCUGCCCAAACCACCGACUCUUUAGAUUAGGAUUAGCAUGUUUAGGAAAAAGUAUGUUUAGGCCGAUGAAAACCUACAGUUAAACUUCUACAUCUCUCAAAAAGUUGAUAUUCCUCCGAAUCAGUUUGAGCAUAAGAAGUUCAGGAUAAAAUAAUUUACAUGAAACUGCAUACAAAUUUAAAUGUUAACAUGAUGACAAAAAUGUAUCUUAAGUGAAAUGUUAUAAUCUAAGCUCAAGUUUGUAUAUAAUAUUUGGUAUUUAUUUUUGCUAAACACUAAAUUUACCUUUUCUGAGGCAUCUUUUCUUAUA
Drosophila santomea is the source of this 754-nucleotide messenger RNA. RefSeq lists its product as uncharacterized. Lineage: Eukaryota; Metazoa; Arthropoda; Insecta; Diptera; Drosophilidae. The coding region runs from base 73 to 474 and encodes 133 amino acids. The record is from RefSeq and is a predicted model, not a curated record. The transcript has 2 exons.